AUGGAGCGCUUUAUUCAGCGGCAACGGAAACGUUCCCGUGAACCCGAAUCCAUUGAUCAUACAAGCGGUACCGUUGAUUAUCAAGUCGGACGCAGUUUACAACGAGAUCACCAGAAAGUCGCAGUAGGCGGCAGAAGACACAGCAUCGAAGAGGCGGGCGCUGCAUCUCGCCCAAGCGCUACACGGAUUGAGUUCCCUCGAAAGUUUUCCACAGAUCCACGAUCGGAUACGUCACGGACAGUGCAACUCCGUGAGACUGUUGAGAAAGCAUCUGAGCGAAACGCCCGGGAAGAUGCAGUGAUCGCUUGCGGUGAACCUCGGAAUCACUGCUAUUCACGAACGGCGGAGAUCGACGACUCCACAUCGUGCAAACCAAAAGAUCCUGAAACUCAAGCGACAAAGUAUCCAGGCAAAUUGUUUAUGCAAGAAUACGCCAUCAACGAUGGGCGUGAAGAACAGGGUCUCCUGAACAAGCAGCCGGACGUUGCAACUCAGGGAAGCUGCACGGGAGACCCGGAAGCGCUUCCACUGAAGACGCCGGCAGCCACUCGCGUGAGAAGUUUGCUGCCGAUCGAGCAGGAUCCUCAGGACGAAGUGGACGAUGGUGCAUCCGUUGAACAAGCAAGCCAGUGCAUCGUCUGGAACAGCGCCUCCCGACGUGUUUGCCGCGUGUCUCCCGGCGUUGGUUCCCGCACGCUGACCCGUACAACUCUGGAGACCGAAAAGACACCACAUGAGAAUCUCAGACGGCGUGCGAGCUCCGAAUGUCCCGAAGUCUCGGGACAAGGCCGUGGCACUAACGCUGACGGUACGCCGGUCUCGGCUGAGGGCUUCUCCCCGGACAGUCAGACGUUCGAGAUUUGGCGUCGACUACGUUCUCGGCGUCGUUCUUCGGGUCUGGAAAACACACCAGUGGCAACAACAAUAUCGCCGAAAACGCCCUUUACGGAAGUGCGGCGCCGUCUUGUACAACGCGCAUCUCGAGCGGUGACGGUGCUGCUCGAAGGCAAUCAACCUGGAGUGAACGCUCCGACGGAAACCCGUUUGACUUGUAUAGAUACGCUGGAUGCUGCGCAUGCAUAUAAUCUAGAAGUAGAGGAUGAGGCGAUGCUGGAUCUUUUCCAGUUAUAUACUGAGCGCUCUACAGAGAGCACGGGGCAGCUACGCAGCAAGGUUGGUCCACGGGAAGCAGCAAGUCCGCGAUUGACGGUCGUCUCGGUGGAUCGUAGCUGUGCUGCUAAUGGCAAACCGAGUCAGACGCUUUUGGUGCGACCCUGCGGGGCGGGCGAUCACUUUGGCACGUCAGUUUCGGAUCCCGAACCAAGAACGCAUCCCUCAGCGUCCUUUAUUGUCGUCCUGCAGGAUUCAUGGUCCGAACUGAAUGUUCAACAAGGCGAUACGAUUCGGCUCGUGCGCUGUACCGCAGCUGGCGAGUACGCUCCAUUUCAAGCACGCUGUUCGGGAGCGGCUGCUCAAAACGAUGUUCCAGGGCAUCCGUUCAUCGUGAGCGCCGAGGAGAAUCUUUGCAUUCUCCACCCAGACGUUCUUGUGAGCGGAACGAGUGUAGCGAACGCCUUCUCGUGCCUCCGUAGGGUCGUCCUGGGCGAACGUAAUCGUUACAGCAUCCAUCAGCCACGAACAACUCGCGCAGCGCUGCGGGGAACGUUGCUCCAUCAGCUUUUUCAGCAGCUCCUCUGGUGCUGCAUUCAUUCCGCUGAGACGAAGCCAACAGUGUCCGAAGAAGACUUGUGUCAGUUAGUUCGUCGCUACUAUGCGGAACUGUACGCACUCGGUGAGUCCGAAGACGAGCUGCUCUCCUAUCUGCGCGAAAGCGUGCCCGAUCUCGCGCUCCAUGUACAGCACCUUUGCUGCGAGCAGCACGGGGUGCAUCUCCAGGUCAGAGGACAAUGCAACUUGAGCGGCGUCGACAGUAUGCGCAUUCAGAAGCUCUAUGACAUCGAAGAGAGCAUCUGGAGUCCCAUUUUCGGCCUCAAGGGCAGCAUCGACGUCACCGUCGCUGCUGAGUUGCUGGAUCGUGAUCGCUCGGGUCAGACGCUGCCGAUUACCUGCCUGGAAUUGAAAACCGGACGCCAGGAGGGUUUCAGUGGAAUCGCUCACAGAGCUCAACUCAUUCUAUAUGCGCUAUUGUUGAGUGAGCGUUACGGAACCUCUGUGCAGGCGACGAUACUGCUGUACCUGCAAAACAACCAAACAGGAUCCAACUGCGGAGCUGGCAGUCGACUCGCGCAUCGGGAGCAUGGCCAACUUACCAUGUCUCUUCAUUUGAUACCCAUGGUACGAGCGGAGCUUAUAGGUAUCCUCAUGACGAGAAACAAACUCGCUCAUUAUUUGAGAUUCCGAAGAGCUUCUGCGAGUGCUGCAGAGCAGGAGGACCCACUGGACGCGGUUGGACGCAGUUGGCUGCAUCUGCCGCCUCCUCUGCAGCAUCAAGAGAAUCUCUGUUCGUUCUGUUAUGUUCGCGAUGCUUGCGCGCUCUACCACCGAGUGAUCGAUUCUGGAGAAGCACAUUCGAGUGCGAUUCCAGCAGUCUUCCGGGAAAUGGCCGAUGGACUCUCCAACCAGCAUGUUGCCUACUAUCGACACUGGCUCGCCAUCACGCGGCUCGAAGAAGAGGCCGCCGUCGCCAACCGUGAGGAAGUGUGGCUCUUGUCGCCGACAGAACGAUCGCAACUUGGACGCUGUGUUGGCGAGCUCGAGUUGGUCCAGGUCGAAAAAACCAACGGUCUAGGCACUGGGCGCUUUGUAGACUGUUAUCGGCAUCGUUUCCGUAUCGUCGUGGAAAGCGCAUCGGACAAGUGCGGCGGUUCGACUGCAUCGCCCGCGUGGCGCCAGUGCCCCGAGUCUGACGACCUCCACCUCGAGGCGAUGCAAGGCGCUCGAUGGGAUCUGCUCACCGGCGAUUAUGUGCUUGUCUCGUUGUACUGGAGGCGACCACCGCGUGCCCUGCCCGACGGCGGUGACGUUUCCGCGGCGCCCUCGGCGGACGUCUGGGACCCACUUCGCCAGGAGACCGCCAUAGCUGGUGGUUUUGUAGCGCAAGUGCAACCAUUAACUGGCGAAAUCGAGAUCGAUCUCGAGCGAGACUGCUCUAAGUGGCUCCAGCGUCAUCCCCUGGUCGAAUGUAUACCAGCAAGCACCGUUCGUUGGCGUGUAGAUCGAGAGGAGUUGUCGGCGGGCUUCAGCACCAUGUACGGAAACCUCGAGGCGCUCCUCUAUCCCGAAGCGGAGCGACUCCGACGUCUCGUGAUCGAUCUUGAGGCACCGCGUUUUACAUUGUCCCCUGGUGCGGAACAUUCGCAGUGUCCGUCAUCAUCUGCUUUGUUGCACAUGGAGCGCUUUGCCGCAGACUUGAAUGAAGACCAAAAAAGAGCGAUCGAGCGCGUUUUGCGGUCUCAGGAUUACGUGCUCCUUCUGGGAAUGCCCGGGACCGGUAAGACCGCCACGGUGGCAUGCCUCGUUGCGCUGCUUGUCGAUGCAGGGUGCAGCGUUCUGCUGGCAAGUCACACGCACUCUGCUGUAGACAAUGUGCUCCGUCGACUUGUCGAGCACAAUGUCCACAAGUUCGUGCGACUCGGGAAUCGCACCCAUGUCGAUCCACAGCUCUGGCCAUAUAUGCUAUGCACAGAGCAGAUGCCGGAUACGUCCGCAGAGCCCGCGCCUAGUCCGCUGUUACCGUCUUUGGACGCUUUCAGCGCCCGGUUCGAAGAGGCAGCCAUUGUCGCUACAACCUGCUUGGGUGCAAGUCAUCCGGUCUUCUAUCGCCGGCGCAAGUUCGAUUACGUGAUCGUGGACGAGGCUUCACAAAUCGCACAGCCUGUCGUUCUGGGGCCGCUCCGUUUCGCUCAGAAAGCUUUUGUGCUCGUUGGUGAUGACAAACAACUGCCGCCCUUGGCACGUGAUCCGCUCGCGCAAGCCCAGGGUGCAGACGAGUCGCUCUUUACUCGUUUGUGUGCAGCGCAUCCAGAAGCAGUGGUCGUACUCCAUCGGCAGUACCGCAUGGCUGCUGAUAUCAUGCUCUUGAGCAAUGCUCUCGUCUACAAUGGUAGCUUGGUGUGUGGUGAUCAAGCAACCGCCGAGCAACACCUGACCAAUCGGCAACAGGGCUUGCGCUAUGUCUCGCCGACGCCGGACUGGUUGGUGCACGUGCUGGAUCCUCGAAAGCGGGUACUCUUCCUGAAUACGGACGCCGCACAGGACCGGGCCCGCGAGUUUCGCUGCGGCCAGGAGAGCAUUUGCAACUAUUUCGAAGCCAGUAUCAUCGUUCGUAUCGUAGAGGCGCUGGAUGACAUGGGCAUCGAGCGGCAGCAUAUUGGCAUUACGUCGCCGCUGCGCGCUCAGGUUAGUCUAAUUCAGAAUCAGUUUCACCAAGGUCAGCGAAUCCGCAAUGCCGGCACGCUGCCCGAGUGCCGCACCAUAGAUCAGUUCCAAGGGCGGGAUAAGGAUGUGCUCCUUGUUUCGCUUGUGCGCAGCAACUCGAAUGCACGUAUUGGUCAGGUGUUGCGCGACUGGCGACGUCUGAACGUUGCCAUGACACGCGCUCGCUGCAAGCUCGUCUUCGUGGGUUCCGCUCAAACCAUGCGAACCAGUCCGUUUGUAGCGCGUCUUAUCACGCUUAUUCAGGAUGUACUGCAUGGACUGGUGCCGGUGACCCGUCUCAACUGA
Molecule: messenger RNA, 4683 nt
Organism: Cyanidioschyzon merolae strain 10D
Lineage: Eukaryota; Rhodophyta; Bangiophyceae; Cyanidiales; Cyanidiaceae
Exons: 1
Coding region: 1-4683 (1560 amino acids)
Biological process (GO): replication fork reversal
Cellular component (GO): cytoplasm
Molecular function (GO): single-stranded DNA helicase activity; 5'-flap endonuclease activity
Source: RefSeq, a predicted model, not a curated record